Molecule: messenger RNA, 1791 nt
Organism: Carcharodon carcharias (great white shark)
Lineage: Eukaryota; Metazoa; Chordata; Chondrichthyes; Lamniformes; Lamnidae
Gene: dph3
Product: diphthamide biosynthesis 3
Exons: 3
Coding region: 137-388 (83 amino acids)
Biological process (GO): protein histidyl modification to diphthamide
Molecular function (GO): metal ion binding
Source: RefSeq, a predicted model, not a curated record
GCGCGCAGGCGCAAACAGCUGCAGAGGGCCCGGAGAAAGCGUGGAACCCAGCAGAGAGCCGGGACGGAGGGGAGAGGACAGGACACAGGACGCUGCAGUCAGCUGAGGGAGACAGGGCCGCCAGUAAUCCGCCGUCAUGUCCGUGUUUCACGAUGAGGUGGAAAUUGAGGAUUUUGAGUAUGACGAGGAGACAGAGAGUUAUUGUUACCCGUGUCCGUGUGGGGACAAAUUCAUCAUCAGCAAGGAAGAUCUGGAAAAUGGGGAAGAAGUUGCAACAUGUCCGAGUUGUUCCUUGAUAAUCAAAGUCAUUUAUGAUAAAGAUCAGUUCAUGUCUGGAGAAGUAGUGGAAAUGGUGACUACAGAUAAACUGGAAAAAAUUAAAUGCUAAUGGCUAAGACUAUACAGCUCUGACAAAUGCGUGAGGUAUCUUCUAUGAAGGAGUGACGACUAAAUCAUUAAUCAAGAUUUUCGUGGAGAUGAAAUUCAGCUACUACAACUAAGUUUGGAUCUGUAGUUUACACAGUAUUUGAACUUGUUUCACUGGCUUCCGAUUUAUUCAGUUAAAUAUGCAAAUUACAGACUAACACCUGUGGUAGAAUAAAUUAACAAACCAUCAUUUGUUCAAAAGCAAAAUAGCACAGAUGCUGGAAACCUGAAAGUAAAAUCAAAAAUGCUGGAAAUAUUCAGAGUUAAUGUUUCAGUUCUGAUGAAAGGUCACUGCGACCUGAAACGUUAACUAUUUCUCUCCAUGUAUGCUGCUUGACCUGUUGAGUAUUUGCAGCAUUUUUUGUUUGUAUUAACCAUCAUUUCAUGAUUCCUAGAAGCUGCUUUAACGUUUCACCCAGCACCCAUCUUGUGCUGGAUAAAGCAUGAGACAAACAUUAGAUUGGGAUUUUCCGUAAGAAAAUCAGAAAGGAUGGUGCAUGUAAUUUACUUUUCUUGUUUCUGGCUAUCGUUGCUUGGGAUUGAAAAGCUCUUGCUGAAUAAGUUUUCCACAGUUGUGAGUUUUUAGUUUGAAACUGAUAUAUUGCCAACUUUCGUAUUCUAAGCAGGAAUAUGUGACUAAUGCUCUGAAUUGAUUUGCUUGGGGAGAAUUGUUUUGAACUGUUAGUCCUGAGGAUGUUGAUGAGGUGUUGUGCAAUGUUGUUUCUAAUAUUUAAAAUAGUUCUGAAACAUCAAAAUACAGAAUAUUGAGAGAGAACUCUUAAUUUAUAAUCCUGGUGUGAUUAAUUGCUAAUGGUUGUUAUAUGGUAUAUGCAAACUUCCUUUCACAAAUAUAAUGACUCCAUAAAUGACAAUUUUGAGGAUUCAAGUGACGCUCUAGCAUGGUUAGAAAAAGCCUCAACUGUUGGGACGACCUGCAUUUACUGCUGCAUUUGUCUUUUGUGGGUUCCUGGCCUGCUGGUGUUUGCAGUAAAUUAUAAAAACUUUUGCAGUUGAUCCAUUACACUGUAUGAAGUAGCGUAAUGGUCCUUUGGAUGGUAUACUGGAGAUCACACCAAAGAAUAAGUUGAUUUAAAAUAGUCUUGGCCGCUAUCACUACAAUUCUUAUAAUUUAAUCUUUGACUGUUUUAAUUAGUGAAAUUUUCUUGUUGAUCUGUUGGCCAAUAAUUGGGGAUUGUUGCAAUAGUUGAAAGUAGGUUUGGUUCUUAAGUUUGAUCUGAAGUGAAAAGAUGGAUGGACAAAAUCAAUUUUGAAGCGGACUUCACUUUUGUUACAUUUAUCAUUGUAAUUUUCUUUUAGCCGUUUCUGUUUGUAAUGAAAUAUUUUAUUAAAAGUUUUUUACUUUUA